AUGUUGCCUGGUUUCGGUUUUCCGAUUUUGAAUAUGAAUCCGGGCCUGGUAGCUGGUCAGCAGAUCUUGCUGAAUGCAAAUGCCUUGCAGAGAGUAAUGGUGUCGACACCAAACACUCUUGUAAGCGUCCCACUUCCUACUGGAGCUUCAGUCGGUAGUCGUCCAACACCCAUGCUAGUUCCACCUGGAAUGGCAGGUGAAGAAGGAAAUAAUGAAAGUCCGCAGACACAGUCAACCACUACUGAAUGUCCGUGGACAAAGCACGAAACAGCCGAAGGUCGUGUGUAUUAUUAUAAUAAAAUCACAAAAGAGUCUUCAUGGAACAAGCCUGACGAGUUGAAAGCACCACAAGAGCGUCAAGAACGUUCGACUGCUGCGACAUCUACUGCAAAUGUAAUAUGGAAAGAAUACAAAACACCAGAAGGUAGAGCCUAUUAUUACAACUCAGUGACAAAAGAAACGACUUGGACGAAACCCGAAGCUCUCAACACACCUGCGGCAGCUGUGGAAGAUGUAGUUAUUUUCUUUUUGUAUGUUGAUGUUCCACACUUUUCUUUUUCAGCAAGUACCGCAACCACUAAAGAAGUAAAAAAAGAGAAAACAUCGCCAAAGGAAGAAGUGAAAGAGGAGAGCGAAAUGGAGAAGGCAAUGAAAGCAACCCUAGCAUCGAUGACAGUACCAUUACCGGCUGAAACUAAAGUGGAAACAGCUGAACAGACAGUAGAAGUACAAGCAGAAGACAAUGAGCAGGACCUUAAAAAACGUCAAGCCGAACGUUUCCGAGACCUUCUCAGGGAUAAGUACAAUGAAGGUAAAAUAUCGUCGACCUGCAACUGGGAACACGCUGUCAAGCACAUCCAAAGUGAUCCACGUUUCCGCAUUCUUACUAAAGUCUCUGAGAAGAAACAACUGUUCAAUGCAUGGAAGGUACAGAGACAGAAGGAAGAAAGGGAUGAGAAACGAUUGGCAAUAAAAAAGGCAAAGGAGGAUCUCGAAAAAUGGCUGCAGGAUCAUCCUAAAAUGAAGCCCGGUUUGAAAUAUAUGCGAGCACGUGAGAUAUUCGGCAAGGAGGCGGUAUGGCAGGCUGUUCACGAGGACGACCGUCAAGACAUAUUUCGAGAAGCCUUGUCCUAUGUAACAAAAAGGGACGCGGAUUUGAAUCGUGAAACAAGAAAACGCAACAUUAAAGCACUGGCAGAAAUAUUGGAAAGCAUGGAUCAGAUAACUUACAAAACCACGUGGGCGCAAGCCCAGCGACUUCUUAUUGAAAACCCACAAUUUGCCGAUGACACCACACUGCAAAGUAUGGACAAAGAAGAUGCACUUAUCGUUUUCGAAGAGCAUAUUCGUCAAGCUGAAAAGGAGCAUGCUGAAAUAAAGGAGGCUGAGGAGCGCCGCGUUAAGAGGCAGGAGCGUAAAGUUCGAGAAGACUUCCAAAAGUUUUUACAGCAAUUACAUAAAAAAGGAGAAUUGACAUCAAUGUCUCUAUGGUCAUCUCUUUAUCCUGUAAUUUCAUCCGAUCCGCGCUUUGAUGCUAUGCUCACUCAAGAUGGUUCCACUCCGCUUGAUCUGUUCAAAUUCUAUGUAGAAGAGUUAAAAGAACAGUAUGGACAGGAUCGGCGAGUGAUCAAGGACAUUCUUAGUGACCAGAAGAAAGUUGUUCAGGUGGACACAACCUUCGAAGAAUUCUCCAAGUGGGUUACUUCGGCUGAAAAGGGUUUGGUUGUAGAUUACGGAAAUAUGAAACUCUGUUACAAUUCGUUAGUCGAAAAGGCAGAAUCUAAGGAACGUGAGGCCGAACGAGAAGAGGCGCGGAAAAAGCGACGCCAAGAAAGUGAAUUCCGUCACCUUUUACGAGCGCAACAACCUAUGGUGGACGCUAAUACAGAAUGGACCGCCGUUCGUGGUAAAAUUGAGAAGGAAAAGGCUUUUCUUGUGAUAGACUCUGAGGAGAUUCGCUUGAAAUAUUUUGAAGACUACAAACGUUCGCUGAGUGAAGCGUGCUCUCAUCACCACUCAGUGUCUAAAAAGAAAAAAAAGGACAAGAAGAAAAGAGGCAAAAGAAGUGAUAAGGAGUCUGACAGCGAAAGUGAGACGAGGGAGAAGAAAAGGCGGAAGAAGCGUAUGAAAGAAGAGAAGGAUAGUGACGAUGAAAAAGGUCUGUUAUUUUUCAACAGGUGUGAUUGUUUUGAAAUGAGCUCUGAACUUUUCUCAUUGACAUAUGGUGCGCUUGUAACAGAGAUGCUGCAAGAUUACGAGGAUCCAAAACAAGUUAAUAUCCGUCUUGACAAGAUCGGAUUCAACAUGGGAACCAGAUUAGCUGACGACUUUCUCGCCAAGAACGCCCACGUUCCAAAGUGCACAGACUGCCGACAGAUCGCCGACGUCUUAUCGAAGAAUGCCAUUCCUGCUUAUCUAGGUGUACCAGCUACGGUAUCGAAUUGGUCCAGCGGUGAUCGUGAAUUUUCUCUCAUCAUUGAAAACAAUCCGUUGACAGAGCUUGUGGAGGUGCCAUCAUCACUUUCAGCUCUCAACUAUUCCCAAGUUUUAGCUGGAGCAAUUCGUGGCGGUCUUGAAGCUCUGCAUUUCAAGGUCUACUCAAGUGUGAUCGAGAAUCCUACAAACACUGAGAUUAAGAUCAAAUUCGACCAUAUUCUGAGAGAUAACCUGCCCGCUGGAGAAGAGGACUAG
Molecule: messenger RNA, 2691 nt
Organism: Angiostrongylus costaricensis
Lineage: Eukaryota; Metazoa; Nematoda; Chromadorea; Rhabditida; Metastrongylidae
Source: the annotation of a GenBank genome assembly